Cebus imitator (Panamanian white-faced capuchin) is the source of this 1186-nucleotide messenger RNA. RefSeq names its product melanocortin 2 receptor accessory protein (gene MRAP). The transcript is spliced from 3 exons. NCBI's taxonomy places the organism in Eukaryota, Metazoa, Chordata, Mammalia, Primates, Cebidae. Gene Ontology annotation, molecular function: type 5 melanocortin receptor binding; type 3 melanocortin receptor binding; corticotropin hormone receptor binding. The record is from RefSeq and is a predicted model, not a curated record. Gene Ontology annotation, cellular component: plasma membrane; endoplasmic reticulum. Gene Ontology annotation, biological process: regulation of adenylate cyclase-activating G protein-coupled receptor signaling pathway; protein localization to plasma membrane. The coding region runs from base 384 to 908 and encodes 174 amino acids.
GUCUUUCUAGCCCUAUUGGGCAUCUUCUAAGGGGCCCUGGGCAUCUAUUUCCUGCCCGGCUGCCUCUUCUUACACAGAGAGGCAUCCCAGAGCUGCCCUGGUUAGCUGUUCUCCCACCUCUCUGCUCUGUUUGCCUUGGAGUUUUAACAAGAAGGGGCAGAACAGGAGACUCUGCUGGACGCUGGAGAUGUGAGGCACACCCCCCUGACCUUUCUUCCAGCCAAACGGCUCUGAUAAGUGGGCAGGCCUUGAGUCUGGAGACCCACAGACACACUUGGACGAUUCCUACUGACAUCAGUGAGGCAAUCUCCUCCCAGGGGCUUGGCGCCUGGCUCCAGAGGCAAGGCUGCUGGCCUGGACACUGACUGUCCAGUGCCACAGACAUGGCCAACGGGACCAAUGUCUCUGCCCCAUACUACAGCUAUGAAUACUACCUGGACUAUCUGGACCUCAUUCCCGUGGACGAGAAGAAGCUGAAAGCUCACAAAUAUUCCAUCGUCAUCGCACUCUGGGUGAGCCUGGCGGCUUUCGUGAUGCUCCUCUUCCUCAUUCUGCUCUACAUGUCCUGGCCGGGCUCCCCGCAGAUGAGGAACAGUCCCAAGCACCACCAAACAUGCCCCUGGAGUCACAGCCUCAACCUUCACCUCUGCAUCCAGAAGUGCCUGCCGUGCCGCUACCGCAGGGAACCCCUGGGGACCUCACAGGCUCUGGUGCGCUCAGUGGAGCCAGGGAGCAGAACUGGCUCUGACCAGCCGCUACAACAGGAGAGUUCCUCCACCUUGCCGCCGGGGGUCUUCCAGACCCACCCCACUCUCCUCUGGGAAAUGACCCUCGAUGGGGGUCCCGUCAUCAGGAGCAAGCCCAGCAAGCCUCCCCCUGGAGACAGGACCUCUCAAUUGCAGAACUGAUGUCAGUGAAUCAUGGCCAUAGCUGCGUGGACUGGUGAAAUCAAACCAACCUGGACACAUACGUCUUUGUUCUUCUUGGAGGCUGUUUGCAUGUGGCAGAAAGGACACGUAGGUCAAGUGCAACUAGAGCAUCCUAUGCCUUUGACAAAGACUGCAGUGGCCCCUUGAGCACAGAGGUCAUCCCAGGUAUUGCUGAUUUUAUUGAGCACACUUAGCCUGCUUGCUUAUGGCUUAUGUUUGUUUAGGGAAUAAGAAAAUAAAAUAUAUGCAAAUCAAGA